AGGGAAUGUCGUCCGCGACAAACCCAAAAUGAGGAGAGCAAUCGACUCUCGCGCCUUGAAGACCAUGCGCUUCCUCCCUUCUCUCUCAUCUCCUUCCCCGCCGGCCUCCCUCCGCUUCCCGGCGGCGCCGAUCCGCUCCCUCUUCUUUAGUCUCGCUAAGCCCAGCCCUCGCUUCGUUGCCCUUCUUCAUCCUCCUCCUCCUCCUCAAUAUCAGCUGCGCGCAUUCUCUGUCUCCAAAACCCUAACUCCGCCGGCGUCCUCCAUCACCUCUUCCGCCGUCAAGUACUUGAGGACGAGUCGCGACUUCGAUUCGGAUUUCGGUCGUCUCGCCGCGAAAUGCAUCUCGUCGGUGAACUCGGCUCACACGCUGGAGUGGAACGAGCCAGUCUCGUGCUCCGAGGUGGUCGGCGAAAUCGAGAGCGAAGAGAUUGGAGUUGUUGAAGAGGACGCGAAGCCUUCUAUACCUGUUAGAGCUUAUUUUUUCUCCACCAGUGUGGACUUGAGGAGCUUAGUGGAUCAGAACAAAGCCAAUUUUAUCCCUCCAGCAUCUCGUAUGACAAAUUACGUGGUCCUUAAGUUUGGCAAUCUUUCUAAUGUGGAUGGAUUGGGUGCUUGCUUAAGCGGAAGUGACUGCUGUUACAUGGUGGUUUUUCAAUACGGAUCCAUUGUGCUGUUUAAUGUCCGUGAACAAGAUGUUGAUGGUUACUUGAAAAUUGUUGAAAAACAUGCUUCAGGUUUACUUCCUGAAAUGAGGAAAGAUGAAUAUGAAGUAAGAGAGAAGCCGAAAUUAAGCACAUGGAUGGAAGGGGGAUUGGAUUUUAUUAUGCUACAGUACUUAAAUAUUGAUGGGAUCCGAACCAUUGGUAGUGUUCUUGGUCAAAGCAUUGCCCUCGAUUAUUAUGUUCGACAGGUUGAUGGGAUGGUUGCAGAAUUUACUGACAUCAAUCGUGGCAUGGAGAAAACUGGAACUUUUGAGAUGGAUCGGAAGAAACUUUUUCAGCUAGUGGGGAAGGCAAAUUCUAAUCUUGCUGAUGUGAUACUUAAACUCGGGCUUUUUGAGAGAUCAGAUAUUGCGUGGAAGAAUGCCAAAUAUGCUCAGAUAUGGGAAUAUCUGAGAGACGAAUUCGAGUUAACACAGAGAUUUGCAAGUCUUGAUUUCAAGUUGAAGUUUGUAGAGCAUAACAUUCGCUUUCUUCAGGAAAUCCUGCAAAACAGGAAGUCUGAUUUUCUGGAGUGGCUCAUCAUCAUUUUGAUAGGCGCUGAGAUUCUGAUUUCCGUCUAUGAUAUUUUCACUAGGUCAGCCAUUUCAAAACUCUAGCAUUGACUUGGAGUGAUGCGGGAGAGUAGGAAAUAGUUUCGAAUGGCAUUAGGUAGGCCUACGUAUUUUAUAGUUUACUGUGAGUUCACAGCUCACAAAUUUUCCCAGUAUAUCUGUUGUACAUAAUAUAGACAUGGACUAUCGAACUUGGGUGGUCCAUUUGCUAAUAUUUUUUUGGAGGAGCAAUGCAUUCUAUUGGUUAACUAGCUGUA
This is a messenger RNA of Rhodamnia argentea, 1530 nucleotides long. RefSeq names its product protein RETARDED ROOT GROWTH-LIKE. NCBI's taxonomy places the organism in Eukaryota, Viridiplantae, Streptophyta, Magnoliopsida, Myrtales, Myrtaceae. The record is from RefSeq and is a predicted model, not a curated record. The transcript has 7 exons. Bases 29 to 1318 code for a protein of 429 amino acids.